This is a messenger RNA of Pan troglodytes (chimpanzee), 5393 nucleotides long. RefSeq names its product regulator of microtubule dynamics 1 (gene RMDN1). The coding region runs from base 2530 to 3429 and encodes 299 amino acids. Gene Ontology annotation, molecular function: microtubule binding. The transcript has 10 exons. Gene Ontology annotation, cellular component: mitotic spindle pole; cytoplasm; spindle microtubule. NCBI's taxonomy places the organism in Eukaryota, Metazoa, Chordata, Mammalia, Primates, Hominidae. The record is from RefSeq and is a predicted model, not a curated record.
GACGGGGUUUCAUUGUGUUAGCCAGGAUGGUCUUGAUCUCCUGACCUCGUGAUCUGCCCGCUUUGGCCUCCCAAAGUGCUGGGAUUACAGGCGUGAGCCACUGCGCCCGAACUUCUUUAAUUUUCUUUUUUUUUUUUUUAAGACGGUGUCUCACUCUGUUGCCUGGACUGGAGUGCAGUGGUGUGAUCACCGCUCCCUGCAACCUUGGACACUUGGGCUCAAAUGAUCCUCCCAGCUCAUCCUCCUGAGUAGCUGGGACUACAGCAUGCACCACUACAUGCAGCAAAUUAAAAAACAAAAACAAAAACAAAAAACAAACAACAACAAGAAAAACAUGUUUUUGUAGAGACAGAGUCUCACUAUGUUGCCCAGGCUGGUCUCAAACAUCCUGGGCUCAAGCUGUUCUCCCGAUUUGGCCUCCCAAAAUGUUGGGAUUACAGGUGUGAGCCACUACGCCCAGCCUAUAUUCUUAAGGUUAUCAAACUUCCACACCUUUCCUCUGAAACUCCACACUCCAACUCUCUAUGCUUUACUUGGCUGUUAUAUUAGUUAUCAGUUGCUGUGUAACAGAUUACAUCAAAUUUAGUGGCUUAAAACAGGAACAAUCAUUUAUUAUCUGUCAUAGCUUCUGUGGUUUAGGAAUUUAGAAGUGGCUUAGCUGGGUGCUUCUGGCUCAUCAUCUCUCUUGAUGUUGCAGUCAGAUAUUGGCCAAGGCUGCAAUCAUCUGCUGGCCUGACAGGGGCUGAAGGAAUUCUUCAGCCCAAAAGUUCAAUUGUGCCAAGGCUGAGAAACCCUGCUUUAAACCGAUGGGACUAUACAUUUAAAAAAUACUAAUGUCGUGAAAGACCAAGGCUGACGAUUUAAAGAUUUAAAGAAAGUAGAAACAUAACAAAUGCAAGACAUUAGCAAGAUUUGAUCUUGAAUUUAGAAAAAAAAUCAUUAGUAUAAAGGACAGUAUUGGGAAUUAAACAAAAUUUGUAUAUUAAAUAAUAGUAUUCUGUCAAUUUCAGUUUCCUGAAUUUGAUAAUUAAACUGGGACUAAGUAAGGGAAUGUCUUGUUUCUAAGACUGAAGAGUCAUGAUAUCUGUAAUCUACUCUCAAAAGGCCUAACAACAGAAAAUACUAGGAAUAUAAUAUGUGUAUUAUAGGUAAGAUAUGUAAAGAAAGAUAAAGCAAAUGUGAGAAAAAGGUAACAAUGGCUGAAUCUAGCUGAAGAAUAUAUGGGAGUUCCUGCAACUUUUCUUAGGAUCUAAUUUUUUUUUCAAAGCUAAAAACUUAAUUACAAAUUCACUCUAGCAGAGAUAUCAGAAACUUAAUUUCACUGUUAUCAUGGUAUCCAGUGGCAUAAACAUUUAGCAAUAUUGAGGGGGUAGCUACCAGUAGAAAUACAUAAAAUAAAAGUGAUUCUGUCUUUGGGAAAAAACAGCUAGGUUUCAGAAGUUGGGAAGGAGAUCUAUAUAUUUUUAAAGAUAGACUUUAAAGACAUAAUCCUAAAGAAAUACAGCUGAUUUAAUGGGAACUAGUGGAGGUAGCAAUCAUAUAGUAGAAGGAGCACUGGACUCAGAGUAGAAAGACAUGGAUUCCUGUCUUCUAACACAUCCUUGGUUAGGUUAAUACAUCUCUUUGAGUUACAGUUUUUUCAUUUGUAAACCUGGGAUACCACUUACUUCACAAGGUAGUUCGGAAGAUCAAUACGACUAUGUAUUAAUUCCCUAUACAGUAUUAAAAGUACCAUAGAAAUGCAACCUAAUUUUUUAAAACCAUGACUCGCCUCCCUUAUUACCCAUAAGAUUUUUCGUGAAACCCAUAUAGUAGGUACUCCCUUUGCAGUCUGUGUUUCCACCCACCCUGAUCAGGCCUCAAGUAGGAUCCAAAAUUUCUUCAUUUUCCCACAAAAGAAUUCCACUCGAGCAAGAAAUUUUAUUUUACUCGAGUAAAAUAAAAUACUUUGCUCGAGUAAGUAAAACAUCUUAUUGAAGAAUUUUAGGGGAGACCAGGGUUUGUUUUUGUUUUUGUUUUUGACUACACAUGCCCUAGCAUUCAAGGGCAUCAAUAUCCUUUCCAGAGGCCUCCUCCCACUAGUUCCUCUUCCCAAAACGCUUUGCAUUUUUUGUUCCUUUGCUCUGGACUCUCUCUUGAAUCUACCCCCUUGAGUCGCUCAGUCUCUUCCUUUCCCUUCUUCAUGUUGGGCAACGUAAUUCUUCCAAUUAUUUACUUCCAAAAAAGACCCACUAGUACCACGAUUCAAUCUACUUUUGAAGGCAGCAGAUAAUUAAAAUGACAAUUUUUUUUCUGGCAUACUUGUAUUCUCGGGUCUAUUUCCGAGCUUUCAGUUCUAUUCUGGCGACGAAUCCUUGUGCCCAAACCAUGAAAGACCCCCUAGAGAGAUGGAGCAGAAACAAGUCAGAGCGCCUGAAGAGAGCGCUCUCACGGCCUCAGUCCUGGACGCACGCGCGGAAAGUCCAUUAAGUCCCACCCCAAUACCCAAUCGGGGUAUUUCCCACCCCCUAAGCCCGUGCACCGGAAACCAUGGGGGCGGAAGAGGUGCUGGGCAGGAGGCGGAAGAGGUGCUGGGCAGGAGGCGGAAGAGGUGCUGGGCAGGAGGCGGAAGAGGUAAUGGGAAACCCAGGAACUUUCAAAAGAGGCCUUUUACUCUCAGCUUUGUCGUAUUUGGGUUUUGAAACUUACCAGGUUAUCUCUCAGGCUGCUGUGGUUCAUGCCACAGCCAAAGUUGAAGAAAUACUUGAACAAGCAGACUACCUGUAUGAAAGCGGAGAAACAGAAAAACUUUAUCAGUUGCUAACCCAAUACAAGGAAAGUGAAGAUGCAGAGUUACUGUGGCGUUUGGCACGGGCAUCACGUGAUGUAGCUCAGCUUAGCAGAACCUCAGAAGAGGAGAAAAAGCUAUUGGUGUAUGAAGCCCUAGAGUAUGCAAAAAGAGCACUAGAAAAAAAUGAAUCUAGUUUUGCAUCUCAUAAGUGGUAUGCAAUCUGCCUUAGUGAUGUUGGAGAUUAUGAAGGCAUCAAGGCUAAAAUUGCAAAUGCAUAUAUCAUCAAGGAGCAUUUUGAGAAAGCAAUUGAACUGAACCCUAAAGAUGCUACUUCAAUUCACCUUAUGGGUAUUUGGUGCUAUACAUUUGCCGAAAUGCCUUGGUAUCAAAGAAGAAUUGCUAAAAUGCUGUUUGCAACUCCUCCUAGUUCCACCUAUGAGAAGGCCUUAGGCUACUUUCACAGGGCAGAACAAGUGGAUCCAAACUUCUACAGCAAAAACUUACUUCUUUUAGGAAAGACAUACUUGAAACUACACAACAAAAAGCUUGCUGCUUUCUGGCUAAUGAAAGCCAAGGACUAUCCAGCACACACAGAGGAGGAUAAACAGAUACAGACAGAAGCUGCUCAGUUGCUUACAAGUUUCAGUGAGAAGAAUUGAGAACUUUUCAGAGAAGAUUUAUGAAAUAGCUAAUAAACAUUGCCUUUUCUUUUAAUUCUAAACUUAAUAUAUGAACUAUAACUGUUCUACGGCUUUUUAAAUGUUGUGACCAUUUAACAGUGUAAAUAUAAAAUAUUCUAGGCUUCUUCACAAAUAAUAAGGUAAAAUUAAUAAUCGCCGUUAAGAGUGGUAGAAAUAAAUCUCCAUGGCUCAGGCAAAGAGAUUAUUUUGCAUCCUGGAUACCAGCAAUGCAAAAUGGUAUGAGAUUUCUAAGGAUUGAUCACAUUGGGAUGGGAGAUCAAGCAAAGAAAGAUUUGUAGAGGAGGGGAAAUGGAUCUAUAGGGGAUAUACAGGGGGAUGGAUUUUCAAGUUGGAUUGAUUCUAAGUUGAAAUCUUGAAGAGAAGGUGUGGUGACAGUGGUUAGGAUGUUGUGGGUUCCUGACAUAAAGUAGUUAAAUGAUAUAUCUUGGAGCUAACCUGUGUAAGUAAAGAACUAAGUAAGGAGAUGACUAAAAAUGGAGUAGUUUCCUUUUUUAUUUUUUUGAGACAGAGUCUCACUUUGUUUCCCAGGCUGGUGUGCAGUGGCACAAUCUCGGCCCACUGCAGCCUCCGCCUCCCGGGUUCAAGUGAUUCUCCUGCCUUAGCCUCCUGAGUGGCUGGGAUUACAGGGUUGUACCACCACACUCGGCUAACUAACUUUUGUAUUUUUGGUAGAGAUGAGGUUUUGCCAUGUUGGCUAGGCUGGUCUCAAACUCCUGGCCUCAAGUGAUCUGCCCGCCUUGGCCUCCCAAAUUGCUGGGAUUACAGGCGUGAGCCACCGCACCUGGCCAGUUUACUUUAAAUGUGGUGUAGUCUCAUGGUAAACUGAAUUUGUCAUCAGAUGCAAAGUUCUAUUCCCUAAUGGAAUGGAAGGAACACAAAACUUAAGAGUGAAAUGGAAUACUAAGAUGUUUUUAAAUAGGCAGGACUGUGCUACUCACUUGAGGCUGGAGUGCCACCACUGCAAAAUCUUUUUAAGUUUUGUAAAAAGGAGCAUCUUGAAUCCACUUAGAUAAAGAGAGACUGUGUGUGUAGGUGGAUUUUUCCCAAAGGAUUUGGGAAUUGUAAUGUUACAAUGAACUGUAUGGAUAUGUUUGUCAUGUACAUUUUCAAACAAAAAGGAAAACUGAAAGUAGUGAUCUUUGUAUACCCAUCUCUUAGAUUCAGUGAUUUUGCUAUAUAGGUUGUGUAUCCCUUAUCUGAAAUACUUGGGACUAGUAGAAGCAUUUUGGAUUUGGGAUGUUUUUCCAAAUUUUGCAAUACCUGCAUACACACAAUAAGAUAUCUUGGAGAUGGGACCCAAGUUUAAACACAAAUUCACUUGUUUCAUAUAUACCUUAUUUACAUAGCUUGAAGGUAACUUUAUAUAACAUUAUUUUUAAUAAUUUUGUGCAUUGAGACCAAGUUUGCAUACCUUGAACCAUCAGAAAGCAAAGGUGUCGUUAUCUCAGCCACUCAUGUGGGUAAUUUGUGGUUGGUUGAUGUCACCAUCAUUCCUGACUGAAUGUAUAUGCUACCAAUAAGCAGUUAUUUUCUUAUACUUAUUCAUGCAUAAGUACUUAACAGUAAAAAAUAUGACAUAACUCGCAUAGGAACAAGGAUGGCAAAAAAAAAAAUAUGACACACCACUGAUACAGUGAAAAAAUAAUGUGGUCAGGGUAGCUAGGCAACAGUAGCAUCACCAGAAACCUGUAUCAGCUGUUAAACGGCAACAACAAUGGCAGGCUUUCAGUUUCCCACUUAAUGAUGCUGUAUUUUAAAAGGUUAUUGUAUACUGUAAUUUUAUUUUUGUAGGUGAAGAGAAACAGAAGCAGCUGAAGGGCCAGGAAGUGGGUCUUUCUAGGGAUGUGGCAUUCUGCUGGAUGGCUUUUUAAAAUGGGUUUUUUCCUUUAGGGAGACCGAAUAAACUGUGUUGUGCACCUGCA